GCUGUCUGUAGACUGUCAGGACUAUGGUCUGAUCAUCGAUGGGGCCACCCUGUCUGCGGUGCUGAAGCCCAGUCCAGAGAGCUCUGGCUCUGGGAACUACAGAGAGAUCUUCCUGGAGAUCUGUAGGAACUGCAGCGCUGUGCUCUGCUGCCGCAUGGCGCCCCUACAGAAAGCACAGAUUGUGAAGCUGAUCAAGGCAUCUAAGGAGCACCCCAUMACUCUGGCCAUCGGAGACGGAGCCAACGACGUCAGCAUGAUCCUCGAGGCACACGUGGGCAUCGGCAUCAUGGGUAAGGAGGGUCGCCAGGCAGCGAGGAACAGCGACUAUGCCAUCCCAAAGUUCAAACACCUGAAGAAGAUGCUGCUAGUUCACGGCCACAUCUACUACAUCCGCAUCGCUGAGCUGGUGCAGUACUUCUUCUAUAAGGUGGGCUUUACUACUGACACUAAUACUGAGCUGGUGCAGUACUUCUUCUAUAAGAAUGUGUGCUUCAUCUUCCCUCAGUUCCUCUAUCAGUUCUUCUGUGGAUUCUCUCAGCAGCCCCUGUACGACACAGCCUACCUGACGCUGUACAACAUCAGCUUCACCUCCCUGCCCAUCCUCCUCUACAGCCUCAUAGAGAAACACAUCAGCAUAGAGACACUGAAGAGAGACCCCACUCUGUACAGGGACAUAACUAAGAACUCUCUCCUGCGCUGGCCCGUGUUCCUGUACUGGACAUGCCUGGGCUUAUUUGACGCCUGUAUCUUCUUUUUUGGUGCCUACUUCCUGUUCGACAACACCACCUUCACUAGCAACGGACAGCUUAUGACCACCAACACACAGAUGAUGUUUGGGAACUGGACUUUCGGGACUCUCGUCUUUACUGUGCUGGUGUUCACGGUCACGCUCAAGCUUGCCUUGGACACACACCACUGGACCUGGAUCAACCACUUUGUCAUCUGGGGCUCCCUGCUUUUCUAUGUCAUCUUCUCUCUGCUCUGGGGAGGCAUCAUCUGGCCUUUCCUGAACUACCAGAGGAUGUACUAUGUGUUCAUGCAGAUGUUGUCCAGCGGUCCGGCCUGGCUCGGCAUCAUCCUGCUCAUUAUGGUCAGCCUGCUGCCUGAUGUGGUCAAGAAGGUCCUCUGCAGAACACUGUGGCCCACCGCCACCCAUCUUGCACAGUCCAAUCGCCCGUGCCUUACCGUGGAGCCGUCCACCAUCUUCGUGCUUUCUCAGUCCGAUAGCAGAUUGAGUUUCUGAUUGUCCGAGAGACGGCAGAGGAGGAGGAGGUCUCUCACCAUCCAGGGCUCUCACCAUCCAGGUCUCUCACCAUCCAGGGCUCUCACCAUCCAGGGCUCUCACCAUCCAGGUCUCUCACCAUCCAGGUCUCUCACCAUCCAGGGCUCUCACCAUCCAGGGCUCUCACCAUCCAGGGCUCUCACCAUCCAGGGCUCUCACCAUCCAGGGCUCUCACCAUCCAGGCUUCUCAC
Molecule: messenger RNA, 1473 nt
Organism: Salvelinus sp. IW2-2015
Lineage: Eukaryota; Metazoa; Chordata; Actinopteri; Salmoniformes; Salmonidae
Source: RefSeq, a predicted model, not a curated record